UCCAGUGAUGAAGCUCAACAGCGGAUCCGUGAUCAGCACACACACACACACACACACACACACACUCAAUGCGAGCUCAUCUCUGUGGAUUUACUGUGAGACCGUCGGAUCCGUCUGGAGAGACAGUGAGAUGGGCAGUAAAGCUUUACCGGCCCCGGUCCCGCUCCACCCGUCCCUGCAGCUCAACUGCUCGUUCCUGCAGGCGGUCAACACUUUCCCCGCCGCCGUGGAUCAUCUGUACGGGCUCGGUUCGGUCCAGAGGAUGCACAUGAACCACUGGACUCUGGGUUACCCUCACUUUCAGGGCCUCGUGGACCCUCGCUUUCCGUUCGCCGCGCAUCUGUUCCAGCACAAACACGGAUCCGUGACGCGCGUCAUUCCCGCGCUGUACAAAGACAGACCCCGGUUCGACUUCGCCAAUCUCGCCGUGGCGGCCACGCAGGAGGAUCCACCCGGAGCCGGCGAGCUCUCCAAACUGAGCAAACCGUCCCCGGACAGAAAGCCCGCGCGGGGCAGACUCCCGUCCAAAAGCAAAAAGGAGUUUAUUUGUAAGUUCUGCGGGCGACACUUCACCAAAUCCUACAACCUGCUGAUCCACGAGCGCACACACACGGACGAGCGGCCGUACACCUGCGACAUCUGCCACAAGGCCUUCCGGAGACAAGACCACCUGCGAGACCACCGGUAUAUUCACUCCAAAGAGAAACCGUUCAGAUGUCAGGAGUGCGGGAAGGGCUUCUGUCAGUCGCGAACUCUGGCUGUUCAUAAAACGUUGCAUAUGCAGGAAUCUCCUCACAAAUGCCCCACAUGCGGAAGAACCUUUAAUCAAAGAAGUAACCUGAAAACUCACCUUCUCACCCAUACAGACCUCAAGCCUUUCUCCUGCGGCCGCUGCGGGAAGCUGUUCCGCCGCAACUGUGACCUGCGACGCCACAGUUUGACACACACACCGCAUCAGGACUAACACACACACACACACACACACACACACCACACACACACACACACACACCGCAUCAGGACUAACACACACACACACACACACCGCAUCAGGACUAGCACACACACACACACACACCGCAUCAGGACUAACACACACACACACACACACCGCAUCAGGACUAACACACACCACACACACACCGCAUCAGGACUAACACACACACACACACCGCAUCAGGACUAACACACACCACACACACACCGCAUCAGGACUAACACACACCUCACACACACCGCAUCAGGACUAGCACACACACACACACACCGCAUCAGGACUAACACACACACACACACACACACACCGCAUCAGGACUAACACACACCACACACACACCGCAUCAGGACUAACACACACACACACACACACACCGCAUCAGGACUAGCGCACACACACACACACACACACCCCGCAUCAAGACUAACACACACACCACACACACACACCGCAUCAGGACUAACACACACACACACCGCAUCAGGACUAACACACACCACACACACACCGCAUCAGGACUAACACACACACACACACACACCGCAUCAGGACUAACACACACCACACACACCCCGCAUCAGGACUAACACACACACACACACACACCGCAUCAAGACUAACACACACACCACACACACACCGCAUCAGGACUAACACACACACACCGCAUCAGGACUAACACACACCACACACACCGCAUCAAGACUAAUACACACACCACACACACACCGCAUCAGGACUAAGACACACACCGCAUCAAGACUAACACACACACCACACACACACCGCAUCAGGACUAACACACACACACCGCAUCAGGACUAACACACACACACCGCAUCAGGACUAACACACACACACCGCAUCAGGACUAACACACACACACACACACACACACACACACACACCCCAUCAGGACUAACACACACACACACACACACACCGCAUCAGGACUAACACACACACCACACACACACACACACACACACCGCAUCAAGACUAACACACACACCACACACACCGCAUCAGGACUAACACACACACACACACACACACACACACACACACACACACUGAUCUAGAGCCUCUUGUACAUGUCGACAUGUUUCAUGGACAGCAAGCGCGACACAUGGAGGACAGGAUUGCACCUGAACAGACUCUGUAAAUAAAAUGUGUUAUUAUUAUUAUUAUUAUAUUAUUAUUGAGAUCUGAUUCAGAUCUCAUGUUUCAUCAAACACAAUAAAAUAUACAAAUCUCA
Messenger RNA from Xyrauchen texanus (razorback sucker), 2255 nucleotides. Its product is annotated as protein odd-skipped-related 2-like. Gene Ontology annotation, molecular function: DNA-binding transcription factor activity, RNA polymerase II-specific; RNA polymerase II transcription regulatory region sequence-specific DNA binding. The record is from RefSeq and is a predicted model, not a curated record. The transcript has 6 exons. Gene Ontology annotation, cellular component: nucleus. The coding region runs from base 8 to 964 and encodes 318 amino acids. Gene Ontology annotation, biological process: urogenital system development; regulation of transcription by RNA polymerase II; embryo development. Lineage: Eukaryota; Metazoa; Chordata; Actinopteri; Cypriniformes; Catostomidae.